Molecule: messenger RNA, 261 nt
Organism: Arabis nemorensis
Lineage: Eukaryota; Viridiplantae; Streptophyta; Magnoliopsida; Brassicales; Brassicaceae
Source: the annotation of a GenBank genome assembly
AUGAAGCAUUCGAAGGAACCGUUUGUAGUAGUAAUUGAGGAGGAGCAAGAGGAAUCGCCACCGGGAUCACCGGUUGGAGGCGGAGAUGGUAGUGACGGUGGACAAAUGGAACACUGUCAGCUGAAGAAACGUAAAACCUACCUUGUUGCUGAAGCAAAGAACAAAGAAGAAGUUGGGCUCACCAAAUACACAACUAGUGGUGCUCCUGUGAAGAUGCAGACCAUAUUAGCUCAAUACACAAAGGAUCAAAUGAGGAUAUGA